Messenger RNA from Paramuricea clavata, 5121 nucleotides. Lineage: Eukaryota; Metazoa; Cnidaria; Anthozoa; Malacalcyonacea; Plexauridae. The record is from the annotation of a GenBank genome assembly.
GCAAGGUGUGGGUUCACGCGUCAUAGAAAGCGGAAAUGAUUUAUUCAAGAGGCGGAUACUUACAAGUAUAAAUAUCACAUGAACAUAAACAGGAAUAAUAUCACAAACAUACAGCAAGAAGCUGAAGCACGAAAUUUUGAUCAAGACAAAAGUAAAAAGGUCAUCGUUAGUUAAGAACAAACAAUGGGAGAUGAUAGUAAAUAUAAAUAUCUGUUUAAGGUGGUUCUCAUCGGAGACGCAUCUGUUGGCAAGACUUGUCUGGUUCGUCGCUACGCCAAAGGACUAUUUAUCGGCAACCCAGGCGCUACAAUAGGAGUCGAUUUUAUGAUGAGAAAUGUGGACAUUAAUGACGAAAUGAUUAAGGUAUGUUUUCUUAUUAUAACUAUACUACAAAUUUGACAAUUUUGGGGCACAUUAAAAUAUAGACAUACUGUAUCUAUUAUUUAUUACGUCAUUGUUUGUCUAUUCUGUGGCAUUCUGUGUUUGCCUCAAACUUCCGGAAACUGCUAAUUUUUGUUUCGUGAAAACAAAUAGCCACAUUGUAUCAAAACGUCACUUGUCUGAUAGUUAGUGAUUCAUCUAAAUCGACAAAUUAGAUAAUUAUAUUAAUGAUAAUUAAUGUGUAUGACUUUCAUUAACUACAUUCAUGUCGCGUCUGCUGCAUGAUAUAUUAGUUCUAUGUGUUGCACUGUUGUUCAUAAGUUUCAAGUUCCAUUUUCGUGAAGUCACGUACCGUUCUACUUUUCAAUUAUCCGUCGAGUACACUCUCUUGCUUAUAUAAGGCAAGAUUAUGGUUAUUUCAUGUCAAACCAAUAUGCUUCUCAGCUCCCAAGAUAGAGGAGCUCUAUGGAAAAACUACAAAUACUCAAUGACUAUGUGAUUACGCAAGAGAGAAGCGCUUCACCAUAUCAGGCACGUUCGCCAUAUUGCAAUAUUUAGAAGGAUAUUCAAUCAAGCAUUUAGUUUGGGUUUAAAAGCUAUUCGACUUAUUCAUAUCUUAAUACGAAUUUUUACAAUAUUACCCAAUUCAUUACCCCGAGCAUUACCCAUGAGAAAGCUUCGGACUGAUAGGAUGCAUGCAACUACCUGAAAAAUACAAAGACAACGAUGUUCCGAGGGCCUUUACUCGAAACGUGGAAAUUCUCUUUGCAUUUUUCACGUAGUUGCAUCCCAGUCAAUCCGAAGCUUUCUCAAUAGGGUAACUCACUUUCCUAGCUAUACUCUAUACGUCGAGUUUAUGCAAGAAUAUAAACAUAUAUCUAACUAAAUAAACUUAAUAAAGGCAGAGUUCUGUUUCCCACCGUUUGAUUAAUCUAACGAUGCAACUGAUAGUAUCCCAAGUUAUAAAAUGUGUAAAAAAAACUGCAUUUUGACUUUGUUUGACUGUUUGGUGACGCACUACACGGAACAACAAGUGAAAUGAAGCGUCUGCAUAUAGAAAUAAUAUUGUACAGAGAAAGUUGGCGGAUUUCUUACAGCAUUCCUCAUCAUUAACUAAGUGUUAUCUCGACAAUAAUUUUUACUCUUCCCAAUAACUUCAUUGAAGAGAUAAAGGGCUCGAGUUUAUAGCAGUAAUUCUCGUUAUUGCUGAUUGGAUUAUCCUGGUGAAAUAAAGCUCCUCCUUCCGUUUUCCUCCAAGAAUCUCCAUGCACAGCUACAAACAAGCGCAUAUUUUCUUUUGUGAUGCCCUGCAUUUUCUUUUCCUAUAUUGCAGCUCCAAUUAUGGGAUACUGCUGGCCAGGAGAGAUUUCGAUCGCUUACUCACAGUUAUUAUAAUAACGCUCAUGCAGUCGUCAUUGUCUAUGACAUCACGAAUAAACGGUCAUUUGAAAAUCUACCAUUGUGGUUGGACGAUGUUCAGAGAUACUGUAAGAAGGAUGCAAUCAAGAUUCUAGUUGGAAAUAAGAAAGACUUGAAUGAUCAACGACAGGUUGAAUGUGAUAUGGCCAAAGAAAUUGGUUCUGCAUGUGACAUUGUCACCAUGGAAACAUCAGCGAAGGAUGACGAAAAUGUUGAUGUGCUGUUUGAUAGUAUUGCUCUGGAACUCAGUCAACGACUCAAAAAUACAGAUGACGAAGAGAGCACUGCAGUAUUAACGGACGAACAAACUAUUACUAUCAAAACAAACAACAACUGUAUCAACAAUAAUAGUGAAAAACUACCAUAUACGACGAGUUGUUGUAAAAUAUGAUAUUUUAAAUAUUUUAUGUUAUUAUGUAUAUAGCAAGGGAGAACAAAUAUUAUAUAACAAAUGUAUUCUAUAAAAUAGCUGUUUGUAGAAUCAAAGGUAAAAAUAUUAUUAAAAUAUAUAGAACCACAGCUAAUGUAUUUGUAUGUUACCUACAUAUCAUGUGUUAACCUAGCCUGUUCAGCAGACCCCAUCCGAAAAUUCGAAGUGCAAACCGGCCCUUUUAAGAAGCGACGAUUUCGGGUAUCCAAGGGAAGUGGUAUACAUUAGGGAAGUACUGCUGCCUAAAAACGUCAACCCUUAUCCUAGGCGAGGUUUAAAUCUGCUAACCACUGGUAAAUAUCUAUUUUGCUCAACCGCGUCCGGUAGUAGAGAAAUACUUGUCACAGUGAGGGUGAGUUGCAUGGCAAGUGCGUAACAAAUUUUCUUUCUGUGCGAUGAAAAUAUUUGAAUAUAAUUUACCGUCUUCGUAGUGUUGCCGCUAGGACCUAUGUAUAUUGAGCUUUGAGGCCAAUCUCGUACUCACUAGGGAACUGGUGCUUUUCUCUGCCACACUCUGCAGCCACCCCGCCCUGCGUACUUUUAGAUCCACUUUAAGGCUGUUUCCAAUCUCGUACCCAGAGAUGGUGGGUACGAGAUUGGGCUGCUUCCAGUUUUCAUACGGCAAGCGAAAAGACAUAAAACAUUGAAUGCAUGAUUUUAUAAACUUUAGAAGAUUUAAUUUUCCCAUGCGUAUACGUAUAAAAAUGCCAGGCUGGAAAGCAGCCUUUUAAGGAGAAUUUUCUGUACACAUGCACGGAGAUAUUCCCUGGAUAAACCACCAGGAAAGGAUUUUGUCUAAACCUAAUAAGUCUUACAUUUCCUAGUUGCAUUUUAUUUCUUAUUCUUUAAUACCCAUAGUAGUCAGACCCCCGCAAUGUACAGUCAGUUGGGAGAUUAACGAGUUGUUUUUAACUCUUCAAUUCGAUAGUUUACCAUGGAGAGAACAGUAAGGGUGAGUCAUAAGUUGAUAAAAGCUUUUCAUCAAAUAUAUUAUUCUUUAAACAUGCUCUGUCAUCGUUGGUGAGAGGAGAAUUAGGACUACUUGCAUCAACAUUCGAUUCAGUACAGGCGAGUAGAGCAUUGGUGGGUAAAUCUUGAAACUUGCCUCUUGAUUUUAUUUCCUCUUCUUUUGAGCCAUUUACAUAGCUUUCAUCUUCAAAAAGCAGCAAGGAAUUUUCAGUCCACUUUUCAAGCGGCGUAGUAUCUCGCACAAGCGGCGAACAAGGAUCAGGAGAAUCGUUUAGAUUUUCUUGUGAAAUAUCCACCGCAUUCUUCAAAUUAGAAUUGUUUGAACAACAGGUUGACUUCUUCGAGCUUAACAUACAUCUCAACAAGUUUUUUGAUUUCUGCUUUCCCUUAAUCCUGGAUGAUACUUUAAAUGAAGGUUUUUGACAUGUAGUUUUCCGUGAAAGGGAAGAACGUAAACAGUUAGAAAUACAUCCAAACUGUGACUGUAAGAUAGGUGUAGAUGUUAAACCAAGUUUAGAAUGUUGUUUCUCUGCUGUUGGAAACAUCUCAUGACUCUCAUCAUAAACUACGAAAGUAUUUUUCUCCGUAUCAUUAGGAUUUCUUUCAGAAGUUGAGAUAAACUCAGUAUAAAUCGGGGAAAAUGAAGAAUUAAUGAUGCCUUCUAAAUCAGAAGUUUUAUGACAACUGCGAUUUGCUAAGCUCGGUGUGCUCGUUAAACAGGUUUUGGGCUCACGAUCACAACAAACGAUAUGGGAAUCAGAAGUGGAUUCGAGUUCUCCAGAUUCUCCUGGGCAGCGUUUAUCAUCUUUGUAAUACGGUUGAUUCAGGUUUCCAUCAAUUUGUUCAGGUUUUGUUGUUAGCCAUGUGAAACUGAUCUCUGCAAGGAAAGCAUCUAAGUCUUCUGACGUCGGUGAAUCAAACAUAUCAAAUUCAUUAUAGGCAUUAUUGACAUUCGGGGAGUGUGUGACAAGCCUAGGGAGUUCUAGAUCUUUAUCUCGUCCCGAAGGACCUUCAUUACCACAAGCUGCUUCACAAGAACUGUCGUCAGUAUUCACGACAUGUGAUUUAGAACAUAUAUCAGCAAUACUGGUAGGAAGACGCACUGGCUUGAGAUUUUCUUUUUCUGAUACUCUUUUAGAAAACAGUGCGACUUUCGGAGAUAGACUUUCCGUGACAGAUCCACUGUUAGGGCUGUCCUCUCUAAUACUUGUCCACAUACACGGAUCAUUGGUAUUUGAUGUACAACAAAAUGAUUGUUGCAAGUCACUUAGAGUUAAGUUUUCUUCACAUAUAAUACUCGACUUUCCUAAUUGUGAACUAUUGCCUUCAACUUGGUCACGCUCAAAACAAGCCGAGCGCUGGCCGUUUUCAAAAUCACAUGAAAGGUGUCGCAAAACGUCAGUGUUGUUGUUCGACUCAUGAUAACUGGACAACAUUGAUAACACGAAGUUAUUUUUGUUACUGCUUACCCCGAGAAGAUUGCGUGGUGAUACAGCAUCAUGUAUGUCACAGUCUGUUUCAUCCAUUGAUAUUCUGCUUUCCUUAUUUGCAAUAGAACGUGAACAAUCGUCAGUCGUGCAAUUGCCAGCAAUUCUCCAACUGUCUAAUAAAACACUAUUUUCAAAGUGGCUAAGAUAUUCUAUAAGAACGUCAGCUAUGGAUCUAUGUUUCGUUUCAUUCUGAACUCUACAGAUUCCAUUGGCCAGUAGUUCAGGUACUUUGCAGUACCUGCCGAAGUUUGUUGCUUUAGAAGCCGGUAGCACAUUAGCUUGCAGUUGAGAACUAUUUUUACCUGUAUUACCCAAGCGGAAAGCCAGGUAAGCCAUCUCUCCGACAAAACAUUUCUCCAUUGCUAUGUGAACCAUCUUGUGAAUAUCAAGCCCUUGAAGUGAGUUUUUUCUUUCGCAUUUCAUCACAUAUCU